CCUCACACACCCCUUCUUAACCUCCUGCACACACGCCACGUCUCAAGUAUCUUAUCGUCACCCCCUCGACCUCAUCAAACCUGCUUCCAACCUAUCGAUCAAACUUCCUUACUCAUUUCCAACAAUACAAUGGCGUCCCGUGUGUUUUCACCUAAGAUGGCAUCUAUUAUUGCCCAAACUUCUGCUAAAUCUGCUCGACCUGCGAUGCAAAUUGGCAUCAAGGCCAACCAGCGUGCGUUUUCUAUUGCUUCUUCAAGCCUUCGCACAGCCCCUUUCCAAGCUAUCAAGCGUCAGCAGGCUUCUAAAAUAAUCAGUAAUGCCUCUCUUAAAUUUGCUGGUCGCCAAACCACUCGAUCAUUUAACUCAGAAAUCGCUACUGCCAUGGUACAAGUCUCUCAGAACCUCGGAAUGGGCUCUGCUGCUAUAGGUCUUGGAGGUGCUGGUAUUGGCAUUGGGCUCGUUUUUUCUGCUCUCUUAACUGCAGUGGCUCGCAAUCCCAGCAUGCGUGGCCAGCUAUUCUCUUAUGCCAUUUUGGGUUUCGCCUUCGUUGAGGCUAUUGGGUUGUUCGAUCUUAUGGUUGCUAUGAUGUGCAAGUACGUGUAA
Messenger RNA from Blumeria graminis f. sp. triticale, 603 nucleotides. The record is from the annotation of a GenBank genome assembly. NCBI's taxonomy places the organism in Eukaryota, Fungi, Ascomycota, Leotiomycetes, Helotiales, Erysiphaceae.